Chara braunii is the source of this 5681-nucleotide messenger RNA. The record is from the annotation of a GenBank genome assembly. Lineage: Eukaryota; Viridiplantae; Streptophyta; Charophyceae; Charales; Characeae.
GUAGGGGCAUAACAAAAAUAUUUGAGGCCCAACUGACACCGGGGUUUUAUGGGAAAUGGCUUCCGGUCAUUCCCAUGGUUUGCGGUGAUUCUCCAUUUGAAGGAGGAUCUUGGCCUCGACUCGGUCGCAUCUCAGGUGUUAAUCUCCUCUGUGUUUUUGCCAAUCAAUUUGAAGCCUAUCUAUGGACUGCUCUCAGAUGGACUUCAUCUUGCUGGCAUCUCUCGAUUUCGACAUUUGCUUGUCUGCAGCGUCCUCGUUGCCGCGUCCUGGGCGGCGUUGUUCUGCGUUCCAUUCCUGAGUGCCUCUACUAUUGGCUUAACCGUGGUGCUCUUUGCUGGAAACAUCGCAUCUUCAUGUGUGGAUGUCAUUACCGAUGCCAUUUUAGUCCAGGCCAGCAAAAGUGAAGGACAAAAGUCUGCUGGUAAUCUGCAGUCGUUGGCAUGGCUGUCCGGGGCAGCGGGUGGUGUCAUAGGAGCACUAGUGAGUGGUCCGGCUCAUGAAGCACUGAAGCCUGUAGGGAUGUUUGGCGCCUUUGCGGUUCUGCCUAUUGCGCAAAUUGGUUUGUGCACGCUUCUUGAAGAUCACAAUCGGCAGGAUGCCAGAUCAAAGGUUGAUGAGCAGCAGACGAUAAGGAUGUCAAAGGGCAUUAUACCAUCUGAUUCUUCUCACGGCGUGAAUGAGCAGUCUCGGACACCCGCGAGGCAUGAUGAAGAGGAAAAGGGGAGGGGUAUGGCAGAGACAGAAGGAACUUGUCUCACGGACAUACGGGGCAGCAAAUUACAAGUCCCUGGUGAAGACGAACAGGCGGUCAGGGACGACUGUGCCACACGCGAAGAUCCUGAUAGCAUGAGCGGAUCACAGGAGCGGGAUCCUGAAGCGGUGUACCCUGUUCAACUUCUCGCUGAACAGGGGCAUGGCGGCAAUUUGACAGAAAGACAGAGUGGGGCAGAGGGAUCAGAAGAGUAUGCUGCACCAGAAAGCAUCAGCCAAGUACCCGGUGAUGACGAGUCGAUGAGUUGUAGAGAUUCCAUUAGAGGGGAUCGAUUUCUUCAGGAGACGAGAGGAAAUGAUCCUGUCGCUGCCACUGAGGCGUCAGGUCUUCCAUCCUCCCUCGAACACAAGUUGGAAGACGAGAAACAAUGUUCUCCUGACUGCGAAGGGACAACAAGUGAUAUGAUUGGUGUGCAGAGGAGAGGGGAGAGGAUAGGACGUUGCGCUCCCCAUCAUCACGCACAAAGCAACGAAGGAGUACAUCAUGCUAUGACUCUUCCUGCUGAUGUCAGGAGUGGGGAGGCGAUGGCUGUGCUCGACGAAAGUAGCAGCAAGGAAAGGGAACACACAGAUUAUAGAUCAGUAGAAGGAGCUCCGGCGUCUGUAUUUGAGGAGGCUGGGGAAGAGGUGUUCCAACCACAAGCUAGUAGUAUUGUCUCUGAUUCUGAGGGCCCUCAGAUGGACAAAGAGGUGUUCGAACCACAAGUUAGAAAUACUGGUGCUGGUUCUGAGGGCCCUCCGAUGGACAAGGGUCGUCAGGGAGGGUCUGCCGGCCUUGAUGACGAAUGUAGAAGUAAGGAAGGGGAACAGAUGGACAGCAGAUCAUCAUCAUCAUCAUCAGGAGCUCUGGUGCAGGAAGAGGUGUUCGAAGGACGAGUUGGUAGUUCUGCCUCUGAUUUUGAGGGGCCUCAGCCAUACAAGGUUUGUCAGGGAGAGUCUGUACGACCCACCGCUGGCCUCGAUGGAGGCCAUCCGGAUGCGUGUCAUGAAAGCCCAUGUUCAGACCAUCCGGCCCUUCCAGGGGAUCUCGAUGAUUGGGAGGUGGUUGAGAAGGGGGAGAGUGAGUUGGAGACGCCAGACUAUGUACAGACGUCAAGUGUGCCUGCCACAACUGCCCCGUUGUCGAAUGUGCAUUCUCCCAUUCUUGAGAGAUUGAGAGAGAGGGCUGUAGGAGGAUUGGAGGAUAACGACGCUCUUCGAAAAGAUGCAAAGCUAGUGAUGGAAGUGGGAUUCGAUGCCCCGGCUGCAUCAGGCCACAAGGACAGUCUUUCGAGCGAUCCUGCCACAGAGGAUGUGCAUGGUGAUGUCAACAGAAUGAACACGGAAAGCACUGCAGAUAUAGAUCGUGGAGUUGAGUCCACGCCGCAGCCUGAAGAAAUGGAGAUGUCAGAUGUGGCUGAGAGCUCGUUGCACAGAGGUGAAGCAGAAGCGAUUGGCCAUUGUGUCACAGGGACUGUAGGGGUUGAGAUAGACUCCACCAGUGUACAGACAGACUUAGUAACAGGGUCGGCAAUCGCAGUUGGGUUGGGACAUGAGACAGAAGAGGAGGUGCACAAGGGCCUGCAAACAGCACCCGAUCAACAUUGUGCGUCGAUGAGAGAUGCUGCAUCAGAGACGAUGGCGGCGGAUGAGACUCGCACGCCUGCUAUGGAAGGAGUAAGGUAUGAUGGUAGAAGCGAAGGAAUGGCGAAGGAGGAAGUUUCUGAAAGCGGCGCGGAAAAGCAUCACGAAAAGCGGGAGCAAGGAGACGGUCUCCGUCAAGACGGAGAAAUGACAGGUCCCAACGAAGAGAGCCGAGGAGAGGGGGGUUUAAUGAGAGGUACCGAAAGCAGAUGGGCAGUUGAUGAUGUGGAAGGAAGAGAUGGUGCGCUUGAAGCGAAGGAUGUUGGCACCGUGGACAGCGAGGAAAGCAGUCGGAAGGUGGGAGGGUCGAGCUCUCUGAAUGCCGCAGCGGUCGACAGGGUUGCGGGUGCGAAAGGGGACUCCGAGGUGAAAAGUGUCUCCUGGGGAAGCGGAGAAAAGCAAAGGGUGAGGGAAGGCGGGCUUGAGGUUUCGGGUGAUGGAAUAAGGCAGAGGGUGACGGCAAGGCAGGUUUCAUCAGAGGAGGAGAUUGAUGUACAGAAGGUUGGGCAGAGGGAAAGAGGGAGUGAUGCACUGUUGGAAGUUGGAGAGAAGAUGAAACGUCGCAAUAUACAAGCUGAAUUGCUGAGGAAGCUUUGCCUACUGUGGGAGACACUGAAGAACCCAACCAUCCAUAGGACGCUUCUUUGGUACUUCCUGGCAGAUGCACUUGUGCCAGCUGUUGGAAACUGUGUCACGUACUUUCAGCUUGAUGUGCUCAAGAUGGGGGCUGCAUUUUUGGGAUAUUCACGUGUGCUUGGAUGGGUGGGGCUUAUAGCUGCAACACUCAUAUUCAACCGCUACCUCAAGGGCGCAAGGAUUCAACCAUUUGUAUGAUUGAUGCCAUUUUUUGUAUAUUCUGCUCGCGUCUGUCCUCCGGGACUAGAGGGUUCCCUCUUUGCCGUUUACACGUCAAUAUGCACCAUCGGAGGCACAAUUGGUGCGUAUCUGGGCGCCGCUCUUGCCGGAAGACUCAACAUUUCCUCGGAAUCGUAUGAUAACCUGGCGCUAGGAGUAGCUAUUCAGUCGGCAUGCUGCUUGCUUCCCCUUCUGUUCCUCUUCUUAAUUCCUUCAGGUAUUUGUGCAGUCCCUCCUCCUGAUUCUUGUCCUCCUGAAGGUGGACAGGAGAAGAAGGCAGCGACUGCUCAACUGAAGGAGGAUUAACACUGAAUGCGUCUUCAGCUACCUUAGCGUCGAAAUCCUGUCGAGUUUUGAGCAAAUGCUUCCUCAUCAACAUAUGAGAACGGAGAACCAUUGCUGUCCUACCACACCAGGCGGGUCUACUCGAUACUGUUUUUUCAGAUGCUGUCUGUCAGAGAACGCUGCAGUUCCCCGCAUGGCGCAUAUGGAAGUCUUGUUGGCCGGGCGCUUUACUCGGCUUCUCACAUGUGCUUUUCUUUGCUCAUCAUGAAAAGGCAGGUCCUCUGGUCAGUGUACUCUCUUAUCUUGGUUGCAGACCGCCUUGUCGCAGCAACUGUUCACCACAUCAUCAGAGCAAGUGGUGAUUGCAUGCUUUGUACUGUGUAGUGUGCUUGUAUGAACGUAUCUUGUUGUGAUUCUUGUGAUUGAUAGGCUCAUUACGUGCAUAAGCUAACGGGCUACACAACUUGCAUGCGCACACAAACUUUCAGCAGUAAUUUGGAAGUCGACCGUCCUUAGGCCAGACGCAAGGUCAGCCCCCCCUUUUAGUGGCCCCUUUUAGUGGCCCCUCUUAGUGGCCCCUUUUAGUGGCUCAUAGAUCAUAGGAUGUACUCCUUCUCAACCCUCAUGGGUGACUGAAGUCCGCAGCUACUGAAAGAUGGGGCCGACCUUGCAUCUGGCCCUUCGAGGGAAGAAAGCGCUCACUGGAUACAGUGGAUAGGAAUGGGGAAAAAUAUAGCAGCUGGACGAGGUCACCUGGUCGGCUUUCGGAUGUUGGACGGCUAUUCAAGUAAGGGAUGUGAUGUAGAGAUAACCAGCCCAAUGAGAAAGCGAUGGUUGACUAGUAUCACUGGCGGCUUUCCGAUGUUGGACGGCUAUGUUGGUGCUCGGCACUCGUUUCUGUAAUGAUUGUCCAUUGGCGAUGAGCGCACGGCAGACUCCAGUGCGUGACUGGACGGCAACGAGGUUCCUGUAUUGGUAUCGGACGGCUGUUGGCUCACGUGAAAUUGUUAAACCCGCAGUGAUCUGUUGUUAGCUCAUGUGAACAAGCAGUAGUGAUCGGUCGUUGGGUCGUGCGAACGAUCAGUCGUCGGCAGUGGAAACAAUGCCCGUCAGUGAUUGGAUAUCCUGAGCAAGCUGUCAGGAGCCAGCUAUUCGCUAUCAGUUGCCACCAACUGGCUAUUGGUUAUCAGGAUCCAUCUAUCACCAACUGGCUAUUGGUUAUCAGGCGCCAGCUAUUUGUGAUCAGCUAUCACCAACUGGCUAUUGGCCAUCAGGAGUCAGCUAUACUGGCUAUCAGCUAUCACCAACUGGCUAUUGGCCACCAGGAGCCAGCUAUCGGCUAUCGGCUAUCGUCAACUGGCUGUCAACUAUCAGCAGCAAGCUAUCACCAGCUGGCUAUUGGCUAUCAAGGGUCAGCUAUUGGCUAUCUGCUAUCAUCAACUGGUUAUUGGCCAUCAGGAAAAAAAAGCUAUUUUCUAUCAGCUAUCACCAACUGGGUAUCGGCUAUCAGCAGCCAUCUAUCACCAACUGCUAUCAGGAGGCAGCUAUUGGUUUUGGGCUAUCAGCUAUCAUCACCAGCUGGCUAUUGGCCAUCAGGAGCCAGCUAUUGUCUAUCAGCUAUCAUCACCAGCUGGCUAUUGGCCAUCAGGAGCCAGCUAUUGGCUAUCAGCCAUCACCAACUGCCUAUCCACUAUCAGCAGUCAGCUAUCAUCGGCCGGCCGUUUGCCCUUAGGAGUCGGCAAUUGGCUAUCAGCUUACACCAACUGGCUAUUGGCCAUCCGGAGGCAGCUAUUGGCUAUCAGCUAUCACCAAAAGUAAUGGUGGUAUACAGACCAUCACCUAUCUGCUCCCUGUUCUCAGGUAUCAGCUGCUGAUGAUAUACCAUAUAGCCACAGCUAUCAGCAAUUGCCAAUGAGCAAUUCCCUGUCAGCAACUGGGUAUCGAUUGAGCCACAGCUAUCCGGAUUUAGUCUAUUUUGCCUUAUCAGCAAUGGACUCUGUGCUAUGGCCUAUUGGCUAUAUCUGCCUUCGUUAUCACGUAUCAGCUAUGGAGAUUACUUGUGAUUUCGUUUCUUCGGUUAUCGCGUAUCAGCUACGGAGAUUACUUGUGAUUCCGUUUCUUCGGUUAUCACGUAUCAGCUAUAGAGA